Molecule: messenger RNA, 3865 nt
Organism: Protopterus annectens (West African lungfish)
Lineage: Eukaryota; Metazoa; Chordata; Ceratodontiformes; Protopteridae
Gene: NVL
Product: nuclear VCP like
Exons: 23
Coding region: 206-2776 (856 amino acids)
Biological process (GO): ribosome biogenesis
Cellular component (GO): nucleus
Molecular function (GO): ATP binding; ATP hydrolysis activity; preribosome binding
Source: RefSeq, a predicted model, not a curated record
AUGGGGGCUUGGUAGAGGACCUUGGAUUUCACAUGGACAGAGUGGAGAAUUUAUUUUGACAGGAGAGAGAAGUUUUCUUUAUUCUUUUGAUUUCUUGUUAAUUUUAACGAGCUUUUGGAAUAGGAUGUUAAAAUAAUUUAUAAUCUUAAAACAUAAGCAAAGUUGCUUUUUUUACUAGUUCUGUUAAAGACGGUAUCCUCAAAUUAUGAAAAAUAAAAGUGGUUGUUUUGUUGACACCAGACUGAAGCAGAGAGUUAAACAGUACUUGAGCAACUGCCGAAGUAAAUAUGUGGAUAUCAGCGUUUUAGCCCAUGAUCUGCAGAAACUGUACAGCAUAGACUAUGGCAGAAGGAAGAGAAAUGCUUUUAGAAUUCAAGUGGAGAAAGUUUAUAAUAUUAUCUGCCGUGAAAAAGAUGAUGAGGAUUUAAUGACUGUGGAAGACAAACAUGUCUUAAAAAGAGAAAAGCAAGCUCAAGGAAAUUAUGGAGAAGGAGAAGGCAGUAGUGAAGAGUCUUCAGACAGUGAAGAUUACCCUGAAUAUCCACCUACAAAUCACAUGAACAAUUCUUUAACAUCACUGUAUCGAAAAGGAAAUCCUGUUUCUUCUUCACUUGAUAUCACAAAGAAUGAGGCAGCAGAUGCUAGUAUUGCUUUGUCCAUACCUGAUAAGAUUCUUGACAUUUCAAGGACUACUCCAAAGAUGCAAAGACCGAGCUGGUUUAUUGAUAAAACACCUUGCAAAAAAAAAGAAGAAGAUUGCAUUCUCAUUGAUAUCUAUGAUGAGGACAGACCUGUAAAUCCGAGCCAGAGUCCUCGGCGAUCAGAGGACACCUCAAAGCUGGAAGACAGUAAGAGGAAGAAUAAAGGAAAACUGAAAAAGAGACGACAUAUAGAAGAAACGCAAAAUAUGGAUGGAGAAAUUGAAUCUACGAUAAUAAACAAGAAGGUUAAAUCCAGAGCAGCUGAACUGCAGCAUUCCAGUAUACGUUUUGAAGAUGUUGGUGGCAUUGAAGAGACUUUGAAGGAGGUGUGCAAGAUGAUGCUCCACAUGCGCCACCCUGAAGUGUACCAACAAUUAGGAGUGGUUCCUCCUCGGGGGUUUCUUUUACAUGGGCCACCAGGAUGUGGAAAGACACUACUGGCUCAGGCUAUUGCAGGGGAGCUAGAACUGCCAAUGCUAAAGGUGGCUGCUACUGAGAUGGUGUCAGGAGUAUCCGGAGAUUCAGAACAGAAAUUAAGAGAACUUUUUGAGCAAGCUGUGUCAAGUUCUCCCUGCAUUCUUUUCAUUGAUGAAAUUGAUGCAAUCACUCCAAAACGAGAAAUAGCAUCAAAAGAUAUGGAACGGAGGAUUGUUGCCCAACUCCUAACCUGCAUGGACGAUCUGAACACCAUGAAUGCCACAGCUCAGGUUCUUGUUAUUGGAGCAACAAAUAGACCUGAUUCUCUAGAUCCGGCUCUGAGAAGAGCAGGGAGAUUUGAUAGAGAAAUCUGUUUGGGAAUUCCUGACCAAGGGGCAAGAGAAAGAAUUUUGCGGACCUUAUGCAGAAAGCUUAAACUCCCAGAUCCUUUUGAUUUCUGUCAUUUGGCACAUCUAACUCCAGGCUAUGUGGGUGCAGACUUGAUGGCUCUGUGCCGGGAAGCAGCCAUGUGUGCUGUGAAUAGGGCACUAGCACAGCUACAGGGCAAAACAGCUGAAGAAAGAAGCACUGAAUGUAGCAGAAAUGAGAGGAACAUGGAAGUAGAGUCAGCUGCUGAGACACUGCACCCUCCAGAGGAUGAAUUACAGAGACUUCUUAGAAUAUUGAAGGAGAUGUCACCAAUUUCAGAAGAAGAGCUUCAAAAGCUGCAUAUAACUAUGGAAGAUUUCAUUACCUCACUGUCUUCUGUGCAACCGUCUGCCAAGAGAGAAGGAUUUGCUACAGUUCCUGAUGUAACCUGGGCUGAUAUUGGAGCCUUGGAAGAAAUACGUGAGGAACUCACUAUGGCAAUACUGGCCCCUGUCCGGAAUCCAGCACAGUUUAAUGCUCUUGGUCUGACUACCCCUGCUGGAGUCCUGCUUGCCGGACCCCCUGGAUGUGGAAAAACAUUGCUGGCAAAGGCAGUUGCAAAUGAAUCUGGACUGAAUUUCAUCUCUGUGAAAGGCCCAGAGCUGUUAAAUAUGUAUGUUGGAGAAAGUGAGCGGGCAGUUCGUCAAGUUUUUCAGCGAGCUAGUAACUCUGCUCCUUGUGUCAUCUUCUUUGAUGAGAUUGAUGCUUUGUGUCCUCGAAGAUCUGGGCAUGAGUCUGGUGCAAGUAUCCGGGUAGUGAAUCAGUUGUUAACUGAGAUGGAUGGACUAGAAGCACGCAAGCAGGUUUUUAUAAUGGCUGCGACAAACAGACCUGAUAUUAUUGACCCAGCAAUUUUGCGUCCAGGACGACUAGAUAAAACACUUUAUGUUGGCUUGCCAACUCCAUCAGAUCGCUUUGCCAUUCUCAAAACAAUUACAAAGUGUGGUACUCGUCCACCAUUAGACCCUGAUGUCAACCUUGAGGAGAUUGCCCACAGCGAGCACUGUGACUGCUACACGGGUGCUGAUCUUUCAGCUUUGGUACGUGAAGCAUCAGUCAUUGCUCUAAAGCAGCAGCUUUCACUUUGGUACCCUGAUAGCAGUAAAGGUGCUUCAAACAAAAUCACAGUUAGUCAGAAACAUUUUGAAGAAGCAUUUAAGAAAGUGAAACCCUCUGUUUCAGAAAAGGACCAGAUCAUAUACGAAAAACUAAGGCUGUCACUUGGCUGAUGAACAAAGGAGAUUUUCUGAAAAAGUGGACAAACUGGCAGCUAUGUCCAAUUUUUUAUUUUCAAAAGUCUUCAGAAUAUCCAAGAUUAUGUGUGGAAUGUGUACCUCAUCAACAUCCUGCACCAGAUUUUGCAAUAGUGACCAGCAAGCAGCCAUUAUACUAUUUAUUACACAUAAGACCAUAUUAUCUUGGAUUCCUAAUGCACAACAGUAUGAUUGAGCAAUCAGAAGGUUUCUUAAACGUCUGUAAAACAAUUGUUUUUUUAAUAUGAAGCAUGGAGAAACUUCCAUGGUCUCUGUUUCUUUAAUACUUGUAUGAUAUUAAAAAAAAAACUUGAAAUAGUGAAAAACAGAUGUUACUAUGAAAUAGUCAUCAGUGGCUGCAAAUCUGAUGAAUGUAAUUUAACACGUUUACAACAAAAUAAUUUAAUAGUUCAAAACCUGUAGAACUGCUGGUCAGUUCAUACUGUCUUUGUUGAACAAGCUCAUUACUGUUUUGUUGAAAAAACACAGCCGACAGAGCAUUUCCAGACAAUGACCUGUCAACAUUUGAUCAACAUAUAUUUGCUAUUUUGUUUGACAUCAUCAGUUUGACUGCUGUCGUUGCUCUACAGGAAAUCCAGCGGUGUCUUCAUUUCUGCAGUAGUCAUUAUGAGGAAUGUUACUUUAAUAUGAAAAAAUUAAGUCAUAUAGUGUCUGAAAUAAAACAAUAUUUUGUCAUUGUAAAAUGUUGACUUCAUGGAGGACAGAUGGGCUGCAGCAACUUGGGAGGAGGGAAAUAAGUAAUUAUGAGGUAGCAUUAUGUAAGCCAUGCUGUUAAAAGGAAAAAAAAAUAACUCUGAGGAGGACCUUUGAGUGUCAUUCAGUCAGAAUAAGUCCUCUUCUGCACUGCAAGCUCUUUUCUGUGGCAGAUGUAUAAUAGAGAGUUGUUACACCAUUGAUUGUGACUGCAGAAAAUAUCUGAGCAUAAAAGCUAGUGAUGCCUUUCAAAUAGGUAUGUAUUUUUUUCUUCAAUGACAUUUGCCUUUGUGAUUGAAGUGAUCAUUGUGUCAUUGUUAGUAUCCUGCAUAAACACACCCAUUAGAACAA